AUGGAUAAAAUUGUUAAAUUAUUUAAAGGUACAAUUAUUCAUUCAGUAGAACUUGAAAAAGUAGAAAUUUUAACCAAUUCAUUGGUUGGUAUUGGUAAAGAGGGUAUUAUUGUUUAUUUAAAAUCAGCAUUUGAAGAUUUAAAUCAAUUAGAGGAUCAAGUUAAAAAGUUAUCAGUAGAACAUGAAAUUCCAAAUGAAUGCAUAGUUGAUAUGGGUAACAAGUUUUUAAUUCCAGGUUUUAUUGAUACACAUGCACAUGCACCACAAUAUCAUAAUGCAGGUACAGGUACAGAUUUACCAUUAUUAAAAUGGUUAGAGAAAUAUACAUUCCCAGUAGAAAGUAAAUUUAAGGAUUUAAAGUUUGCAGAAAAUGUUUAUAGUAAAGUCGUCAAUCGUAUGCUCAAAAAUGGUACUACAACUUGCUGUUAUUAUGCCACCAUUCAUGUCGAAGCAAGUGAAUUAUUAGCAAAUAUUGCUGGUGAACGUGGUCAACGUGCUUUUAUUGGUAAAGUUUGUAUGGAUCGUCACUCACCAGAUCACUAUAUCGAAACUACUGAAGACUCAUUAAAUGAUACCAAAGAAUUUGUCGAAAGAAUCCUCUCAAAGGGCAACCCAUUGAUCCAACCAAUUAUUACUCCAAGAUUUGCUCCAUCAUGCACCAACUUAUUAAUGGAGGGUUUAGGUAAAUUAGCUAAUGAAAAAAAAACACUUAUUCAAUCACAUCUCUCAGAAAAUAAAGAUGAAAUCGAAUGGGUCAAAUCAUUAUAUCCAGGUAUCGAAAGUUACACUCACGUUUACAAACAUUUUGACCUCUUAAACGAACGUACCAUUAUGGCCCAUUGUGUUCAUUUAUCAGAAGAAGAAUUACAUUUAAUUAGCGAACAACAAACAUCAAUUAGUCAUUGUCCAAUCAGUAACUUUACUCUUAGUAGUGGUAAUUUAGAUGUACGUAAAGUUUUGAAAAAGAAUAUCAAGUUAGGUUUAGGUACUGAUUUAUCAGGUGGUUACCAUCCAUCCAUCCUUCAAGUUAUGCGUGAUUCAAUCAAAUGUUCAAACUCUCACUUUUUCAUCGAUGGCGAACACAAACCAUUGACCUUUGAAGAAGCCUUUUAUUUAGCUACAGUUGGUGGUAGUAGAGUUGUUAAUAUGGAAGAUCGUAUUGGUAACUUCCAAGUUGGUAAAGAUUUCGAUGCCCAAAUUAUUGAUCCAUUCGCUCCAAAUACUCCAAUCGACGUUUUUGAAAACGAUACAAUUAAAGAUAUUUUCCAAAAAUUCAUUUAUUUGGGUGAUGAUAGAAAUUUAUCAUCAUUAUAUAUCAAAGGUAAAAAAAUUAAUUUUUAA
Molecule: messenger RNA, 1341 nt
Organism: Dictyostelium purpureum
Lineage: Eukaryota; Evosea; Eumycetozoa; Dictyosteliales; Dictyosteliaceae
Exons: 2
Coding region: 1-1341 (446 amino acids)
Biological process (GO): guanine catabolic process
Cellular component (GO): cytosol
Molecular function (GO): guanine deaminase activity; zinc ion binding
Source: RefSeq, a predicted model, not a curated record